Molecule: messenger RNA, 4128 nt
Organism: Schizosaccharomyces octosporus yFS286
Lineage: Eukaryota; Fungi; Ascomycota; Schizosaccharomycetes; Schizosaccharomycetales; Schizosaccharomycetaceae
Product: STE/STE11 protein kinase Wis4
Exons: 2
Coding region: 1-4128 (1375 amino acids)
Biological process (GO): protein phosphorylation
Molecular function (GO): ATP binding; protein kinase activity
Source: RefSeq, a predicted model, not a curated record
AUGAACUUUGAGAGCACUCACUAUACUUCUAAUGAUCCUGUCAAUUUAGGAUUAGAGCAGCUGCGUGAUUCCAGUCUAGAUAUCCUUGAGAAUACUCAUAAUUCCUCUACUGUUAAUGACUCCGGUCGCCAAUUGACUUCGAAGCCUGCAGAUGAAUUAGAUUCUUCAAAACGACUCUUAAAUCCUUCUUCUUUUCCCUAUUCUUCCUCUUUCAUGACGGGAGAACGAUCUAGCUAUCCUAAAAGCCUUACCAGUUCAUAUACUUCUUCUUUGAAUCCUGCCUAUACGACGAAUUCAAGUUCAUCUAAUUUUCCUCGUACUUUCUCUUCCACUUACCAGCAUUAUCCUUCUUUGCUCCGUUCUCCAUAUUAUUCCGGAAACAGAAGCUACAGAAGUGAUAAUAACUUAAGUAUCUAUCCUCAUAUCACUCGACCCCGUGAAAGCUCGGACUUCGUUCGUAAUUAUCAGAAGAGGCCUUUGGAUUCAUAUUAUGCUCAAGAAAACUCAUAUUAUAUCGGCACAAUCAAUAGGCAUGAUCAAUCCGAAGAAGAAAGCGAUAAUGAUACAGAAUUUUCUGAGUCUGGUUACCCGGAAUUUGAUAUUGAUGCAUUUUACAAUGUUCCAAGCAUUUUGUUUAGUGAACUUGAUCUCCAAAACCCCGAAAAACGGGAACGUCUUGAGUGGCAUACGAUGCUGUCUUCUGUGUUAAAAGGCGAUGUCAUGCAAUCCGAAAAGAAGAGAAUGAGUGAUACGAAACAUACUGGAUAUAAUAAACAAAAUAUCAAUGAUAUCUGGCUGGGACUUCAGGCAUGGCUUCACGGCCGAUUAAUCUCAGAUCAGGCUGAAGUUAUCCGGUAUAACCGGGAGAAGGUCGAGUUUGUUUUAAAAGAUGUUAUUAAUUUCGAAGUAAUACCUUUUGAAUUUUGCCAGAAAGCCGCAUUUGAGCAGGUUGCAGACCUCCUUGGUAAAGUGGAAGAAUGUGAAAGUUAUUAUAUUUCUAACCGCGAAAUGGGAGAAGAUGUCCCCUUAUAUGCUUCCAAAAAAUUUAACGAUAAGUUGAAUGCUUUGAUAUCGUGGCGUAAUGUGAAAGAAAAUGUCCAAACGGAGACUGUAAUUCUUCAAAGAUGGGUCGGAAAUGAAUCAUUUGAUCUCACAAGCCAAAUAACUAAUUCACCCUCGUUUGUGGAACGGAUAUUUCGACAAUUUGGUUUACAAAAGACGUUUGAGCAAAGAACGCUGACCACUCUUAAUCGUCUUAUUCAUCAAGCAAAGCAAACCAUUGAGGAAAAUGCUAAACUUUUUGAGGAAAUGAAACUUCCGACAUAUGGUGCUGAGCUAAGAGCUUUGGUGGAUUUUCCAAUUAAACUAGUGGAUGAAGCAUUACGUAUUCGAUUGAUGUACGCCAAGAAAGUCAAAGGAUCUAAUUCAUUCAUGGUGGAUUCUUUAUUAGAUGAUUUCAAAGUUGCUUUAUCGGUUGCUGUACGUGUUAAACUAGAAUAUAUUGACAUAGCAAGUCCGCGUUUAGGUUGGGAUUUACCCCAAGAUGUUGAUGCCUGUUUCAACGACAUCUUGUUGGAAUCUUUAAAGUUUUAUUUUAGGUUGCUUGCUACGAAAUUGAACUCUUGCAAUAAAAGCCUUUACUUUAAAGAAAUAGACUUUCUGGAGAACGAGUGGGCUUUCCUUGAUAACUACGUGGGAUGGAUCGACGGUGGAAUUUACGAAAUGGCUAGCCAUUUUGGUUAUUUAUUAAAUCGUCUUUUAAUGAAUGUGCAUCGACAUCUUGAAGCUCAUCUGAAAGGGCCUGAAGAGCGUUCAACGAUGUCUCUGACGAAUUGGUUCACAACACUUCUAAAGAAUACCCAGGUUCGGUUUCGCAAAAUUCUUAGGUUUUUCGAUGUAUAUAACUCCCGGUUACAAAACUCUGCUGAAUAUAUAGUUCACGACAGUUGUUUGAAUGAGAUGGUUGAUCGUUUGUCUUCAACUGGUCAUUUUUUGACGUAUACGGCCACUUUGGAACGUGAUGGUGUCUUCAUUAUUGCUGAUGCAUCCUUAUUAGAAGCACCGGAAGCAAUUAAAUCUUUAGCUGUGAGUGCAACGAAUAAUGAUUUGGAAUUUACCAAGAAAAAUAAAUCUUACGUUUUGAUUUUGUCUACUAAGCAACCUUUUCUUUGGAAGGGGAGAAUAAUUAACGUUGAUAUUCCAGAUUUUCCCGUUGACUUAAAAAAUAAUCACAUACGGAUUGUUACUUCCAAUGAUGCUAGUCAUCUACAAGAUGCAAAGGCUGUAUUUCAGGAUCUAAAUACGGGUCUGGUGAGUCUUCGCAUAAAUUGUCGAUCUAACAUUGCUCGCGUUUACAAGGAGUAUAUUCGAUUCAACAAGCUUUGUAUUCGCAUCGCGUCUACUGUGCUUGAUAGUGUGAACAGCAUCAGGGAGGCAUGUAAGGGUUUGGAAUGUUCUGAAUUAAUAUAUAGUGCUUUUGCUUUUGCUGCAGAAUUUAGCCAGCGUGGUAUGCGGUUUAUAAAUUUCGACUCCCUAGACAAUCAUUUGCAGAAAAAGACUAUGAAUUUCGCGAUCGAUUGGGUUGCUUUUCUUAGUGAAGAAUGUGAUCCCCUUGAUAGAAAAACAUUCCGCUGGGCUGUUGGUGCAUUGGAGUUUCUAAUGGUCGUAUUACAUGGGACAAAUAUAUUGAUGCUUGAGGACCCCAGUUUUGAGAGAUUGCGUGAUAAGGUUGGUAAAACCAUGUCUUUACUACUAAAUCAUUUUGACAUUCUCGGUGCUAAAUCUAAAACGACUGAUUUUCAUGAGUUAGAAGUUGGCAACAUGAAUGAUUCCUCAAGAAGAUACCUGAACUAUGGUAAUGUUGAAGAGGAUGAAACCAUUACGGUUUUGCAAAAGGAAAUGAUGCAGCGAAUUGAAGAGAUUGAUGCUGCACGGAAUGCAAAACUACAUGAGCGAUUAGCAAUUGGCCAUGUACUCGAUGUCUCCGUAUACCGAAACAGAGAUUUCAUAAAACUAGCUUCGUCUUUAUCCAACAUUACAAUUCGUUGGCAACAAGGACAGUUUGUUAAAAGCGGGAUGUUCGGCGACGUGUACAGUGGUGUAAACCUUGAUACAGGUGAUCUUUUAGCCGUUAAGGAAAUAAAAAUUCUAGAUAGUCGAUCUCUUAAGAGUACUGUUGACCAGAUUCAUAACGAGAUGACUGUGUUAGAAAAACUUAAUCAUCCGAACAUAGUUUCGUAUUAUGGUGUGGAGGUUCAUAGAGAAAAGGUCUACAUUUUUAUGGAACUAUGUCAAGGAGGAUCCUUGGCAGAUUUGCUUUCUCAUGGCCGGAUAGAAGAUGAGGCAGUCGUUGGCACAUAUGUUUUACAGUUACUGGAAGCUCUCUGUUAUAUGCAUUCACGGAACGUUUUGCAUCGUGAUAUAAAACCGGGUAAUCUUUUGCUGGAUAGGAAUGGGAAUAUUAAAUUUAGUGACUUUGGUUCAGCACUUUAUGUACCUCCUCCGGAAGAAUCUACUGCGCGUCUCGAAGAUAUACAGCUUGAGAUGCAUAGUUUGGCCGGUACUCCUAUGUACACAGCCCCAGAGAUUAUCGUAGGAACUAAGAAAGGAAGGUUUGGUUCUAUGGACAUAUGGGGACUCGGAUGUGUGGUCUUGGAAAUGCUGGCUGGAUGCACACCUUGGAACCAAAUGGAUAAUGAAUGGGCGAUUAUGUACCAUAUCGCGGUAAUGCAUACUCCCACGAUUCCUUCAAGCUAUCAAAUAACUAGUCUUGCCAGGGACUUUUUAGAACGCUGUUUUGAGUGUGAUCCAGAAAAACGCCCUACAGCUCUUGAAUUGUAUUUACAUCCUUGGGUUACCAAGUUACGUGAAAAGAUAAGAGUUGAAAUCCCUGUUGAAAUGCAGGAGCUCAUAAAUACGCAUAAUGAGUUGGCUUUGGAGGAUGAACGUAAGAAGAAGCUGAAUGAAAUAUUACAUGCAGAAAAUGAUGAAAAUAUGAAGACCGUUGAAAAUGAUAUUCCAUCAAUGCCUCCUUAUUCCUUGAACGACGUUAUAGACGGAUUGGAUGUGGUCAAGUUGGAGGAUGAACGUCAAAGAUCACCUUUUUCUGAUACAGAAUCCGCUUUUUAG